Messenger RNA from Rhododendron vialii, 645 nucleotides. RefSeq names its product pleckstrin homology domain-containing protein 1. NCBI's taxonomy places the organism in Eukaryota, Viridiplantae, Streptophyta, Magnoliopsida, Ericales, Ericaceae. The record is from RefSeq and is a predicted model, not a curated record. The coding region runs from base 31 to 480 and encodes 149 amino acids. The transcript has a single exon.
UAGUACGAAAUCGAAACGUCCCCACUGAGCAUGAUAGAGUCAAUGGAGAGCCUGUGGCGAGCGGCGACGGGCGCAAACCCUAACCCCGAAGACUACGACGGCGUCGAGUACUGGUCCAACCCGGAGCGCUCCGGCUGGCUCACCAAGCAAGGCGACUACAUCAAGACCUGGCGCCGCCGCUGGUUCGUCGUCAAACAGGGCAGGCUCUUCUGGUUCAAGGACCCCUCCUCCGCCGCCUCCCGCGCCGGCGGCCCCCGCGGCGUCAUCCCCGUCGGCAACUGCCUCACCGUCAAGGGCGCCGAGGACGUCAUCAACAAGCCCUACACCUUCGAGAUCUCCACCGAUCGGUUCACCAUGUACUUCAUCGCCGAUAAUGACAAGGACAAGGAGGACUGGAUCAACUCGAUCGGGAGGGCUAUAGUGCAGCACUCGAGGUCGGUGACUGAAUCGGAGGUCGUCGAUUACGAUAGCAAACCCUAGAAGUGGAUUUCUGUUGUGUUAGGUGCGUCUCGUUCUUUUCUUUCGACCUGUUUUGUGUGCUUUGGGAUGUGAAUUUCGUGGCUUGUAUAUUCGCUGGGAUAUGCUGUUGCUUGUUGCUCUUAAAAAGAAUGAUCUUACGGAAUGAAGCAAUUUUUCUUGUUUAAA